AUGGCCAGACACGGCCCCAGCCCUGAUGUCGAUGACCAGUUGCAAGGAUCAUCUCAUGCCAACAAGGCAAAGCUCAAGAAUGUCGGAAAGGUCGCUCCGACUGACUCUUCUAUCCCUAACCUGCCUGCAAUCAUGAGGUCGUUUUCACAAGUCUUUUCAGCAACCUUUCUGCUUGCCGCUCUCUUCUUCGCCAGUACCGACGCCUAUGCGUAUGACAGCCGGACCGCAUCCCGGCCUCAAGUCAAGGGAUACUAUCCCAGCUACAACUCCGAUGGCCAGCCUGUCUCAAAGAUUGAUUGGACUGCAUACACCGAUGUUCUGUACUUCAUGGUGAUCCCUCAACCGGACUUUACUCUGUCGUAUGAUCCCAAGCUCACGAAAGCACAGGGUGACAAGCACUUUUCGAACUUGACUUCGACAGAUGCUGCCCGCAAAAGAUUUGCUCAACUGCUCGUUCAAUUCGGCAAGAAGCAUGGUUUCGUCGGAAUCGAAAUGGAUUGGGAAUACCCCAAUGGCAACCUCAUGGCGUACGAUGUCUACGGCGCCUGGGCUCCGACCACUGGUCCUCUGGCCCCCAUCCGUGCCACCUGUGCCCCGGCCGCUUUUGGUCAGUCUGUCGAAACCGGCGUCCAGAUUGCGUUGAAGCAAGGAUUUAAAGCAUCCCAGGUGAUCUUGGGCAUUCCGGGCUACGCCAAGCGUCUCGAAUUGGUUUCGCCCAAGCUGGUUGUCCAGAAUGUCAAGGGCCAUCUGACCGAAUACUACCAAAACCACACCAGCGUCACCCCUCCCGGUGGUCAAUUUGACGACAAGCCAGGCAAAGACAUUUGUGGUAAUGCACAGAAAUGGGGAGGCUCAUUCCUUGUAAAUGAAUUGGUUAGCAACAGUUGGUUAACCAAGGACCAAAAGCACGGCGCUGGUGGUUACACACGCUACUAUGAUCUCUGCAGCGGACAACCGUUCCUCACCAAUGGAAAAUAUUUCAUUACAUAUGACGACCAAUUCAGCACAGUCGACAAGGCCAAGUUUGCCAAGCAGAACGCAUUGGGCGGUAUUUACUUCUUUGACACCCAAGGUCCAGCACCAGAAACCGUAAGAGCAGCUCGCCAAGCUCUUUCCAACUAG
Messenger RNA from Puccinia triticina, 1122 nucleotides. RefSeq lists its product as uncharacterized. The transcript has 9 exons. Gene Ontology annotation, biological process: carbohydrate metabolic process; chitin catabolic process. NCBI's taxonomy places the organism in Eukaryota, Fungi, Basidiomycota, Pucciniomycetes, Pucciniales, Pucciniaceae. The coding region runs from base 1 to 1122 and encodes 373 amino acids. Gene Ontology annotation, molecular function: chitin binding; chitinase activity. Gene Ontology annotation, cellular component: extracellular region. The record is from RefSeq and is a predicted model, not a curated record.